Messenger RNA from Protobothrops mucrosquamatus (brown spotted pit viper), 1282 nucleotides. RefSeq names its product electron transfer flavoprotein subunit alpha (gene ETFA). The transcript has 12 exons. The record is from RefSeq and is a predicted model, not a curated record. The coding region runs from base 36 to 1049 and encodes 337 amino acids. NCBI's taxonomy places the organism in Eukaryota, Metazoa, Chordata, Lepidosauria, Squamata, Viperidae. Gene Ontology annotation, cellular component: mitochondrion. Gene Ontology annotation, molecular function: electron transfer activity; flavin adenine dinucleotide binding.
AGGAGGAAGAAGGCUCGCCGUCGAGGGUCGCCGCCAUGACCGCGCUCCGGGGCUUCCUCAGGGCGCAGCGCCUGGGGCGGAGAGCGAUUUUGUUACUUCACCGGUUUCAGAGUACACUAGUAAUUGCUGAGCACGCCAAUGAGACCCUGACACCAAUUACUUUGAACACCAUUACUGCGGCAAAACGACUUGGGGGUGAAGUGUCCUGUUUAGUAGCGGGGACCAGUUGUGAAAAGGUGGCACAAGAGCUGAGCAAAAUACCUGGAGUUUCCAAGGUGCUUUUUGCCCAACACGAUGCAUAUAAAGGACUUCUGGCUGAGGAGCUGACACCGCUGAUUUUGGAAACUCAGAAACAGUUCAGUUACACGCACAUCUGUGCCGGAGCAUCUGCCUUUGGGAAGAAUCUCCUUCCCAGAGUGGCAGCUAAGUUGGAUGUUGCUCCUAUCUCAGAUGUCACUGAAAUCAAGUCCGCCGAUACUUUUGUGAGGACUAUUUAUGCAGGCAACGCCCUGUGCACUGUGAAGUGCGAGGAGAAGAUCAAGGUGCUUUCCAUCCGGGGGACUUCCUUUGAGGCUGCCCCAGUGAGCGGAGGCAGCGCCACUGUCGAAAAAAUAUCAGCCCCUGCACCUGUCGGCCAGUCGGAAUGGAUUGAGCAGAAGUUGACCAAAAGUGACCGGCCAGAACUUACUAGUGCAAAGGUGGUUGUAUCAGGCGGGCGAGGCUUGAAGAGUGGCGAAAACUUCAAGCUGUUGUACGACCUGGCGGAUCAGUUGCAUGCUGCAGUCGGUGCUUCCCGAGCGGCGGUUGAUGCCGGCUUUGUCCCCAACGACAUGCAAGUUGGACAGACGGGCAAAAUUGUAGCACCGGAAUUAUAUAUCGCUGUAGGAAUAUCUGGAGCCAUUCAGCAUCUAGCUGGAAUGAAAGACAGCAAGACCAUAGUCGCUAUCAACAAAGACCCUGAAGCGCCCAUAUUCCAAGUUGCAGAUUAUGGCAUAGUAGCUGACCUGUUCAAGGUUGUUCCCGAGCUGACGACAGCAUUAAAAAAAUAAAAGCUACUCCAUGUUUGGGAAGGAAUGAGUAUCUCUUUGACAGAGAGAAACUAUUUUUAAGCAGUUUAAAUUAUGUUUUAUCAAACCAGAAAUGUAAAAAUUGCCCCAAAAGUGCCAAUAACGAUCUUGCAAUACACCAAUUUUAGCCCUUUUCAUUUCCAUUUGGCUUCGUUAUUUUCUGAACUCUUUUUCUAAUUCUCUAAUAAACAUACAUCUGCUGUAUUUUGUAUUAU